CGGCUACGGCUUGGCUCGAGCAACUGACAAGUGGGGUCCAGGAGCCAGCGAUGUGCGGCAUAGCCCUCGUCCUCUCCGGCGGCGGCCGCGUAGUCGUCGCUCCCUCCGCCGCCGCCGCCGCCGCCGUUGCUGCCGUCGGAAUCCAACCAAGCGACGAGGGGAAGGGCGUGACGGUGGAUGAGCUCAAGGCAGCCCUGCGGCGGCGUGGCCCGGAUAGCCUCGGCUGCGAGAGGCUCCGCGUCCGCGCGGAUGGCACGACCUUAGGGAGUGAUGGGUGUGAUUGUGGAGUUGGGAAUGGGGGUGAUGUGGGUGACACUGAGUUGUGCUUCAUCGGAGCAACGCUGCAGCUCAGGGGAGCUGAGCCGAUUUUGCAGCCGAUGGUGGGUCAAUCAGGAAAUGUUUUAGUAUAUAACGGUGAGAUCUAUGGAGGAGUCCAUGUUGCUGAUGACCAAAAUGAUACUCAAUCACUUCUGUCAUCACUGGAAUCUUGUUGUUCCUGUGAGUGCCAUGCUCUUGUUAGAGAUGAAGCAUGUCUCUGUUGUGGAAGUGUUGGGAAAUCAGUUCCACAGAUCCUUUCCACAAUCAAAGGCCCCUGGGCUUUGAUAUACUGGCAGAAGGACUCAAAAACAAUGUGGUUUGGCCGGGAUGCAUUCGGGAGAAGAAGCCUCUUGGUACAUUGGCCAUCACCUGAUGAUCCACGCUUUAUAUUAUCAUCAGUAUCACCCCCUUCAUUUGCAAGUAAUAACUCUGCGCCAACUGUCAAAGUUAUGGAGUCAGGGGAAGAUAAUGAUUUUCCUGAGUCCACCAACAUGAGUUACUGGGAAGAGCUUCCUUGUGGGAUAUACAGCAUCCAAUUGAAAAGCCUUGAAAAAAGUGGCAUGUGUAUGAAGGAAGCAUGUGUCUCCGAAGUUAGGAGGCAUGACUGGAUCAACUCUUCAUUGGAUGAAUUAAUCCAAUGGAAGAGGAAAUCGAUAGUUCCUACUGUGGAUGACUUAACUUCACAUCAGAAUUCUGUAGGGGACUAUUGUUUGUCUCAGAGCUUCAGAAACUCAACCGAAGCUGACAAAAAUGCUGCGUAUAAGGUGUUGAUUGCGUUGCGGGAAUCUGUAAUGCUGCGAACCAAUUUGAACAGACUCUUUCAGGAUGAUCUAAAUAAACUAAAGGAUGAUGAGCUAGCCCCAAUAGCAAUCCUUUUCUCUGGUGGCUUGGACUCCAUGAUACUUGCAGCAUUAUUAGACCAGUGCCUUGAUUCCAAAUGGACAAUUGAUUUGUUGAAUGUCAGUUUUGAUGGGCAACUUGCUCCAGAUAGGAUUUCUGCACUGGCAGGACUGAAGGAACUUCAGAGAAUUUCCCCUAUCCGUAGAUGGCGUCUUGUUGAGAUUGACACAGUUUUGACAAACUUGAAAGGAGAAAGUGAACAUGUGAUGUCACUUAUAUACCCUUCAAAUACUUAUAUGGAUUUAAAUAUUGGUAUAGCUCUCUGGUUGGCUGCUGGUGGGGAUGGUUGGGUGGAUGGAAGUAUAUGCAACAUGCAAGAUGGUUGUCGCUACAAGUACAAGUCAACUUCUAGAGUUCUUUUAGUCGGUUCUGGGGCUGAUGAGCAGUGCGCUGGUUAUGGAAGACAUAGGACUAAAUAUAGACUUGGAGGCUGGGUUUUACUUGAUGAGGAGAUGAGACUAGAUGUACAGAGAAUCUGGAAAAGAAAUAUGGGAAGAGACGAUAGGUGCAUUUCUGACCAUGGCAAGGAGGCACGUUUUCCAUUUCUUGAUGAGAAUGUGAUCAAAACUUUGUUGGAAAUUCCAUUGUGGGAUAUUGCUAAACUUGAUGAACCUGUUGGAAAGGGCGACAAGAAGAUCUUGAGAGAGGUUGCAAACCUACUGGGCUUAAAAGAGGCUGCACUUCAACCAAAGCGGGCAAUCCAGUUUGGUUCAAGAAUAGCGAGAGAAUCAAACCGCAAGAACUUCGGGAGCAACCGAGCCGCGAACCAGGCUUCCGCUGGCAGCGUGGAGAUUCACCAGCGUGCGCUGGAGGCGGCCGGGUUCGACUGCGCGCACCGCUCGGCGGUGGACGCGCUCGUCGACGUCAUCCUCCGCUACGUCGUGCACCUCGGCAGGACCGCGGCGUUCAACGCCAACCUCGCCGGCCGCGUCCUCGCCAACGAGUACGACAUCAUACAGGCGCUCGAGGAGAUCGGCACCGAUUUCGAUGGGUUCGUCGGCGCGGCCACCUCCGACCGCUGCCUUGUCGGCUCGGGCGUCGUCAGGGAGCUGAUUGAUUACGUUGAGUCCAAGCCCGAGGUGCCGUUCGUGCGGCCUCUGCCUAGCUUCCCGGUGCCGCGCGUGGAGCCGCAGCCAGCUCAAAGCUUCGCGAUGGCCGGGAAGGAGUCUGGGAUGAAGCAUGUGCCGGAAUGGCUCCCGGUGUUCCCGGAUCCACACACGUACAUAAGGACAGAGGUUUGGAGCGAAGAGGAGGCCAAGGCCAGGGUGGACAAGGUUGAGCAGGUGCGGCAGCGGAGGAAGGCUGAGAAGUCACUGCUCAGCUUGCAGCGGCGGUUGGCACUUGCAGGUGCUGAUGGAUUUAGGCCAGCGGUUACAGAGAAUACUGCGGAAAAGGGGAAGGAGAUACAGGUGGCUGGGAGCAAGAGAAAUCCAUUCCUUGAGCCUGCAUUGCCACCUGGGGAGAAGGAGGUGUCUGAUGUUGCUAUGCAACCACAGAGGAGGAAAAUCUCUGUCCUCGACGCAUUUGCACCAGCGAUUCAGGCUGCAAACAUGAUGGACAUUGAUACUGGGCCAGGUUGGGACAACAAUCAGAAUCAGAAGAGCAUUGUUCCCAAAGAGAGGGCACCGGUGCACCUCAAGAUUGGAAUUGAUAAGAAGCCGUUAUCAGCUGUGUUGAAUUCAAAACCCCUGGAUCUGAGGGAGGAUCCGUCUUUCUUGAAGGAGGAAGUAAAGGAUGAGCGGAAGCGGAGGGCGGGCAUGAUACUAAGGGCAUCAAUGGAGAACCCACAGGAGCUUCCGCAGCUUUAAUGCUGCAUAAUGUUGAUCUUGGGAUAAGCAGAGCUAUCAACAUUGUACAUGUUUUCUUUUUCUGGAUCUUCAAUGCGCGUUAUCUCAAGGGUGGUAUGACGCGAUCCUGUUCCAAAGAACACCCAACCUGCACCCAACCAGACAACUGUAAGCUGGAUUUGUUGUAACUAUGACCACCAUGCUGUUUCCCUCUAUGGUUGAUUCAAAAGGAGCUGAUUUUGGAAGGUCGUGCUUCUUAGCCCCCUCAAAGCCAUGGCCAGUCUUCAUCCAAAGAAUGACGCUCCUGCUCCCCUUUUGGUAAUCAAUCCUCUUUCCCGUGCCUACUCGUAGUAGAAAGAACGACUGAUGUACAAAACCUGACUAUGCUGACUAGGAUGGAUCGACAUUUUACUUAGCGAGUUCCUCCCUCAAGGCAGUUUCCUGAUGAAAUGUGUAGAAGUCAGAUUGAGAUGGUCGAUGCUGAAGCGAGUACUGAUUGAGAUUUUGUAGUUUGAGAAUCGUUUAUUUCCCAUUUGCUUGCCAUAUGAUGUGUCCUCAAUGUUUACACCUGACGACGUUAAACUGGGCUGAAAUCAGUUAAGUUAGCUCAGUCACACGUUGAAUGGCCCGUUACUUCUAAUGGGCUGAUAAUUUGAUCGAGGCUGUCAUGUUUAAUGGGCCAUGAUAAAUUUGACACACCAAAGUUGAUUAACA
Molecule: messenger RNA, 3719 nt
Organism: Oryza sativa Japonica Group (Japanese rice)
Lineage: Eukaryota; Viridiplantae; Streptophyta; Magnoliopsida; Poales; Poaceae
Source: RefSeq, a predicted model, not a curated record